This is a messenger RNA of Rhea pennata, 1652 nucleotides long. RefSeq names its product ferritin, higher subunit-like. Gene Ontology annotation, molecular function: ferrous iron binding; ferric iron binding. The record is from RefSeq and is a predicted model, not a curated record. Gene Ontology annotation, biological process: iron ion transport; intracellular iron ion homeostasis. NCBI's taxonomy places the organism in Eukaryota, Metazoa, Chordata, Aves, Rheiformes, Rheidae. The transcript has 5 exons. Gene Ontology annotation, cellular component: cytoplasm. The coding region runs from base 1050 to 1601 and encodes 183 amino acids.
GCCCCCCCCCCCCCCCCCCCCGCCAGCCCUGUGGGGCUCUGUGCCUUCGAGGGGGGGUGUCCUUUUAACGAACUGGACUUUGUUAGGACUCGCCCCUCUUGGGGGCUGAGCUCGGCCCAUUUUCCCUCCCCUCGGACAAACUGGCUGGGGCUGCAAAUGGCGUCGCCUGGGACCCCCAGAUCUGCCUUGGGUGCUGGGGUCCCCCCGGCGGGGGCCCUGAGCCCCCUGGCCCUGUGGGAUGGGUGGGGGCUGCAGGGUGGGUGUUUAUUAGGGGGUUGCGAUCUCCCCAGUGCUGGCUCCCUGGGGGGCACCUGAGUCGGACCCCCCCUUUCCCCCCUGCUUGGGGGGCCAGCCCUGCUUUGCAAGCAGUGUCGCUAUAGAGCUGCCCAGCGCUGGGGGCAGCGACCCCCCCAGACACUUCGGGGGUGACGUCAUGCAGUGGUGAUGUCAUGCCCCCCCCACCAGGGGAGCCCAGGUGUGCUGUGCCCCCCCCUUUUUUCUUUCUUUUGUAACUUGUUUUGUAUCUGGUGUCUGGAAAUAAAGGGGAACCGGGAACCGGGCCGAGCCGUGUGUCGGGUGUCUCCGGCUGUGGGACCCCCCCCCAGUCCCUGCAGCACCCCCUGCGUGGACCCCAGGGUGCCGGAUGUGGGGGGAGGGGGGGCGGCAGCAGGCCCUGUGGGGGGGGUGGGGAAGGGGGAGCAGGACAGGCUACUUUCGCUUUCGUUUCAUUUCCGGCUUUGGGGAGCGGGGCGGGGAAGGAGCCCGGAUACUCGAUCUGCCCUCGGUUGAGGGGGUGUGGGGGGGGUCCCUGCUUGGCCCCCCUCCCUCCCCCUUUGUGUCCCCCCAGGAGACGAGACCAUCUCUGGCAUCAUGCGGGUUGGAGCUGCUUGCUGCGGGGGUAGCGGCAGCGCAUAAAGAGGCCGCCGAGCUCUGUGCCGGCCGAGCCGCGUUCUCGCUUCAACAGUGCUUGAACGGAACCGGCCUGCUGCGACCCCGCGGAGCCCGCCGGUGCUGCCACUGGUGCCGCCGCCAGUGCCGGUGCCGCCGCCAUGGAGUCCCGGGUGCGCCAGAACUACCACCGCGACUGCGAGGCCGCUGUCAACCGCGUGGCCAACCUGGAGCUGCACGCUGCCUACGUGUGCCUGAGCAUGGCGCUCUACCUGGAGCGGGACGACGUGGCGCUGCCUCGCGUCGCCUGGCUGCUGCGGGCGCGGGCGCACCAGGAGCGGGAGCGAGCUGAGGAGCUGCUGCGCCUGCAGGCACGCCGGGGCGGGCGGGCGCUGCUGCCCGACGUGCAGAAGCCGCCGCGCGAUGCCUGGGGCUCGGCACUGGAGCUGCUCGAGGCGGCUCUGCAGCUGCAGAGGUCGGUGAACCAGGCGCUGCUGGAGCUGCACGGCCUGGCCACUGCCAAGGGCGACCCACACCUCUGUGACCUCCUGGAGCGCCGCUACCUGCGCGAGCAGGUUGAGGCCAUCAAGAUGCUGGGCGACCACGUCACCACCCUGCGGCACCUGGCAGCCGGUGCUGGGGGGCCGGCGGGGGAUCCGCUGGCACUCGGCGAGUACCUCUUCGACCGCCUGAGCCUGGCGGAGCGCAGCUGAGCACGGCCCCGUGCCCCAGCCCCCCCCAAUAAAGGUGCUGCGCUGCCUCUC